CGUUAUUCGAAUCCCACCAUGAAAUUGGUUUUUGGUGGGUUGCCGGGGAUCCCAAUGCACCGUUUUGAUUUAAUGGAUUUUGCUAAGACGUGGCGGGACAAGUGUGUAGCGAGUAUUGGAGAAGAACAUUAAUGGGCGUAGCGUACGUUGCCAUGUUGUAGCUCCAAGAUUUAAGCUUCAUCCACGAGGGUUCUUCUAUGUUCUUGAAUCUUCCUACGUUGAACCGCUAUUAGCAGCAGUUGACUCAGAUGUGCGAACUCGACGUUGAAGAUGAACUGCAGGAGGUAAUUGAGGCUGUAGAAAAGCCUUCAAGGAUUGUGACUGUUGCAAGCAAUACCUACCAGUUUUAUGCAUCACUUACAUCGAGUAUCAGUGCAACCAACAUUAUAAGUACCAUUGAAGAUUUGUUGGUUCAACAAAAUUUAGAUGAUGCUCUGGAGGAGAAGAAGCCCGCAACCAUUGAUGAUGCCAAAUGGGCAUUAUUGCAGAAGAAGGCAGUAAGUGCUAUCCGUCUCGCUAUAGCUCCGGAGAUCAAGUAUAACUACUUGACGGAGUCAGAUCCAAGGAAGUUGUUGGAAAAACUUCAAAGUGUAUACGCAUCAAAAUCAUUGACAAAUAUUCUUUGUCUAAGGUGGGAGUUGUACCAACUACGAAUGGAAAGUGGUACACUUUUGCAGGAGCAUAUCAACAUUUUUAAUCAACUAGUAUGCCAAUUGAAAAAUGCUGAUGAAAAGAUAUCAGACCAAGAGCAAGCUCUACUGCUGUUAGCAUCACUCCCAAAGACAUACCGACCUAUUGUACAGACUCUUCUUGUCGGAAGGACAAAGAUUAGUCUAGAUGAGGCAAUGGCGGUUUUAAGAGAGAAUGAGAGGAUGAUGUCACGAGAUGAUCUUCGUUCAUCAGAUGACGGUAAAGCGCUGGUUGUGCUUGGUGCAGAGAGAGGGAGGAACCAAGAGAGAAAAAGAGAUGUCCCUAGAGAAAGAUCCAAAUCUAGGCCUAGUAAAGAUUUCAGUAAUGUCGAGUGUUACUAUUGUGGUGAAAGGGGACAUAUUCAAAGUCGUUGCGAGAUGAUGAGAGAUGACUUGAAAGCUUUUCGAAGGGCCCAAGAGACAAAGGGAAAGGCGAAGAAAGAUGGCGAGGGUUCUUCAAAUGUGGUGAUAAAUGGUGACAGCGAUGAUGGUGAUUUGUUCUUGGCAAGUCAAGAUGACUUGAAGAAAGGCCGAGAAAAAUGGGUGUUGGACUCAGCAGCAUCCGUUCAUAUAUGUAAGGAAGAAUCUAGUUUUGACAAACUUUGUCAAGACGGAGAAUACGGGCACAUCAACAUGGGAGGAGGGCAAAAGAUGCAUGUAAAGGGUAUGGGCACGGUCAAGUUAAAGCUUCAUAGCGGUGUCACUAGAACAUUUUACAACGUGAGGUACGUAGGUACUAGAAAGUUGUGCAAAGUGUACCGUGGUGCAAACCUUGUGUUAGAGGGAAAGAAAGCAGAGAACAAUCUUUGUUAUGUUGAGGGUGCAUGGACUAAAAAAUGCAUGAUCGCAAAAAAGGUCCAUUUCUUAGACGAGGUUGAAGUAUUUGGCCAAUUGGGUUGAGGGUGGAUUUGUUAGGCUAGCAUCCAUCCAUCUUCUCUGCCCUCGUUGCCCUCCAGGAUAGUUCCUUAUUCAUCAUUCACGUUACCUACGUGUAGCAAAUAGGAAAAAUGGCUACACACUCAGCAUUGAAGCUAAGUGAGAACUAUCUAACGUUUUGACUACGCACAUAGACGAACCCACUAGCUCAUAACUUCAUACAAUAUCAUGCACACAAGUAUACAGUAUAAUAUCACAUAACAGUCAUUAAAUAAAUUCACAAGUCACAAAUCAUUACCUUAUUUCCUCUUUGUCUUUAACUCAUAACUUAAGUGCCAAGCCAAAACGAUACUUCCUUAUUUACAACCUUAUGUUCGGACUUAGAGCCACUACCUACGGCCAUGACUCAAGUCUACAUUAUGACACAACACAACCUGAUGACCAACGAAGGAGUUCUCCGCUGGGUGGGUGGUACCCCUGUCCCCUUCAGAACGACAAUUCUUGGAUCCCGUACGUACGUUUUAACACGCGGCCGUCGGAUAUCAGAUCCGCAGGGCUGAUCCUACCUAUUGACAUCUAUGCUUACAAUCUUACUAAAGCGCCCCUAGAUUU
Molecule: messenger RNA, 2177 nt
Organism: Cuscuta campestris
Lineage: Eukaryota; Viridiplantae; Streptophyta; Magnoliopsida; Solanales; Convolvulaceae
Source: the annotation of a GenBank genome assembly